Molecule: messenger RNA, 5535 nt
Organism: Eufriesea mexicana
Lineage: Eukaryota; Metazoa; Arthropoda; Insecta; Hymenoptera; Apidae
Gene: c12.2
Product: von Willebrand factor A domain-containing protein c12.2
Exons: 19
Coding region: 1-5535 (1844 amino acids)
Cellular component (GO): cytoplasm
Molecular function (GO): ATP binding; ATP hydrolysis activity
Source: RefSeq, a predicted model, not a curated record
AUGUUAUAUAGUUUUUCUGAUUUUUAUCGUGUGUUAACAACUAAUAACAUUUUAAUGAAGACGAAAGUACCUAAUUUCUAUCUUCCAGUAUUUAAACGGUGUAAAUCAGAUAAAGUGACUGUUACCAUUGGUGAUGUUUCAAAACAAGUAAAACCACCACAAAAACCUGAAUAUGUACCAAGAAAGUAUUCAUUAAAUAUAUCAACUCAAGAAAUAGAUAGAACUACCUCAAAACAUUUAAAAUGGAUGCUUCAGAAGGAUAUUUUAUCACAAGACAUCUUUUUACUUGGUGGGCCAGGCCCUAGACGCAGAAAAUUAGCUCUAACUUUUCUUGAAUUAACAGAACGUGAAGUAGAAUUUAUUGCACUAUCAAGGGAUACAACAGAAGCAGAUUUGAAACAACGAAGAGAAAUACAAAGUCGUACUGCCUAUUAUCACGAUCAAAGUGCUGUGAGAGCUGCAAUAAAUGGGAGAGUCCUCAUCAUUGAAGGUGUUGAAAAAGCUGAAAGAAAUGUACUGCCUGUUUUGAAUAAUUUGUUGGAAAAUCGUGAAAUGCAUUUAGAAGAUGGAAGAUUUCUUAUUCCUGCAACACGUUAUGAUAAAUUACUUGAGACGUUCAGUCAAGAAAAAUUGGAUGCUUGGAAGCUUGUUAGAGUUAGUGAAGAUUUCAGAGUUAUUGCAUUGGGUAUGCCAGCACCAAGGUACCCUGGUCAUCCACUUGAUCCUCCUCUUAGGUCUAGAUUUCAAGCUAGACAUAUUGCACCUCUAAGUUUUGAAGAACAGCUGAAUGCAUUAAGAAAUUUCAUCCCGCACAUUGACACUGCGAAAUUAACUCAACUAUUAUCAUGCUCGCACGCUUUUGUUACGAAAGAGGCAGUGUCCUUAGGUCUUCCGGAUUUUCCCCUAGAUAAUUUGUUUCUGGCUGCUCUUAUAUUGGAUAAAUGCCCCUACUUGCCGGUGUUCGAGGUAUUUUACAGCUGCUAUCCAUAUAAAUUGUUUUUGGCGCAUCAGGCACAAAGUGUCGUCGAAGAAAUGCUUAACACCUUCAAUAUCGCGGAAACAGAGAUAAACGAUGUUAAGAUUUUAAAACAUAUAAAUGUGAGUAGGACAGAUGGAACGCAAAAUUCGAUGAAUGUUAAUAUAGAGCAUCCUUAUGGAGAAUCAACAUUGAAUGUUUCUUGUGGUACCAAAAAGGUAAAGGAAAAUGCAAUAAAAAAUAAAUACAUAGAGACAAAGUAUCAAAAUAAUUUAUUGGCAAGUAUGUUGGAAUCGCAUAUUGUUUCUGACUUCUGUUUGAUCGGUCCAAAAGGGUGUGGGAAAUCUAUCAUUGUACAAACGUUAGCUGAUUUAUUGGGAUACGAAGUAGAGACUGUAGUACUGUAUCAGGAUAUGACAUCCAGGGAUUUGAUACAGCAACGAUCGACGUUGUCCAAUGGGGAUACGGUUUGGAAAAAUUCACCACUCGUUGACGCAGCAUUACAAGGAAAAUUGGCUAUAUUGGAUGGAAUUAAUAGAAUCGAUCCUAGUACUUUGGCUAUAUUGCACAGAUUAGUUCACGAUCGAGAGUUACAGUUGCACGAUGGCAAAAGAUUGUUGAGGCCGGAUCGUUAUGACGAGAUAAAAGAGAGAUAUAAUAAAUCCGACGCAGAACUGGAGGCAUCGGGUGUACUACGUAUUCAUCCGUCCUUUAGAGUCAUAGCUUUAGCGGAAUCAUCCGCCAUUAAUACAACAUCGAAACAAUGGUUGACCUCAGAAUUACUUAGUUUGUUCCUUUUCCAUGAAAUGAGACCGCUUACUAAAUCGGAAGAAUUCCAUAUUAUUCAAUCGAAGUACGGAGAACCUUCCAGAUCGUUAUUAAACAUUCUAGAGUUGGCUCACGUAUUGCGAUCCUCUAGCGAUCCAACUUUACAGUCCUUGGCUAGUUCUCUUAGUACGAGACAACUUUUGAGGAUAGCGGAAAGGAUGAAGAAAUUUCAAACGGAAGAUAGUUACAACGCAGUGCAACGUGCUUGCUUGUCCCGUUUCUUGCCAGCAAUAACGAAACAAGCGUUAAUAGACUGCUGUAAACGUGUAAAUAUUGUUCCAACAAAUAGUACAGUGGACAAGGACAUUAAAUGUGAAAUUAUUGGAAAUACCGUCCAAAUUGGUGAUACGGUUGUAGAACGAUAUAACACUACAGCUUUAACGAAAGUACCUGAUGUUUUGUUUUAUGACGUGCCGCAACAUGUUGCGCUAUUAGAGAAUUUAGUACAAGACUUUAGUUUAGGACAAAAUCUGUUAUUGGUUGGAAACCAAGGAGUUGGCAAAAAUAAAAUUGUCGAUCGACUGUUGCAACUUCUAAAUAGGCCACGUGAAUACAUACAGUUACACAGAGACACCACUGUUCAAACUUUGACCCUCCAACCGAUGGUUAGGGAUGGGAAAGUGGUGUACGAAGACUCGCCGCUCGUGCAAGCUGUUAAAUUGGGACACGUGCUUGUCGUUGAUGAGGCGGACAAAGCACCAACCCAUGUUACUUGUAUUUUAAAGACUUUAGUCGAAUCUGGCGAAAUGAUAUUAUCAGAUGGCAGACGUAUAGUGUCUUCUUUAAGUUCUGACGUAGAAAAUUCGAAUAAAAUACUGCUUCAUCCAGAUUUUAAGAUGAUAGUAUUAGCAAAUAGACCCGGUUUUCCAUUUUUGGGGAAUGAUUUCUUUGGAGCACUGGGUGAUCUAUUUAGUACACAUACGGUCGAUAAUCCAAGUAUUGAAAAUGAAAUUCAACUUUUAAGACAAUAUGGUCCUAAUGUAGACCAAAAAAUAAUACUUAAGCUAGUGAAAGCUUUUGGCAAAUUACGAAAUAUGGCUGAUCAAGGAUUAGUUUCAUAUCCAUAUUCAACUCGAGAAGUUGUUAACAUAGUAAAACAUUUAGAAAAAUUCCCUCAAGAGCCGUUAGGUAAUGUGGUACGAAAUGUAUUCGAUUUUGAUCAAUAUAGCGAAGAAGUCUUUAAUACCUUAGUAUCUGUGUUACAUGAACAUGGGAUUCCCAUUGGAACAAGUUCUACUAGCGUCUCCUUAGNNNGCAGAGUGUCUUUACCGGAAAACAAAAUUUAUACUACUUGGAAUUUUUCGAAUGAACAAAAUGUAUUAAGCGUACAGAAAAAAGAUAUUAAGUUAAAAGCACCGAUAAGAUUAACGCAAAAGAUUUUACCUUUAGACCGCGUUGAAGCUAGAUCUGCUGUAUUUACUGAAUUACAAAGCUAUUGGACCUUACCAAUUAAUGACGUUAGCAUCAUUGCAGGUCUGUCCGUUAAUAAAGGUAUAAAAAGUGAUGGAACGGAUGAUGUAAUUAAUAUUCUGACUACGAAACCAUUAAAAAUAUUUAGUAUACAUCAAGAAUCAGACACUGUUCAAGAAACUUUAUUACAUAAUUUAAUAAAUUCUGAUAGUACAUUUCAGUUUACGAUGACAACUGAUAACGAUCAAAACGUUUUAGUGCAUGAAGAAACAAGUAACAUCUUAUUAUCAGUAAAUUUAAAUGAAGGAUCUGCUCAGAAAAUAAUAUUAUUACCUUUUCUUGGUAAAAUUUCAAAUGCUUUUAGAGAUGUGCGUCUUCGUCGAAAGAUGAAAUCUGAUUUGAUAAAGUCCCAUAAUCAAGUCAUUUUUUACACUUAUGAUUACAAUAAAAUAGAAGUGGUCGACUUACAUCUCAUGUGUGUUUACACAAUUAAUGUACCAUUUGAAAUAAACUCAAUUUUAAUUCCAUCAGAAAAGAAAUGGGUGAUUGAAGAUACAGAAGGAAAUAAGUAUAUUCUUAAAUCUGCUGAUUCGUCACCAUGUCCAAAUAUUUUAUUUAAGGUGAAAGAAUCUAGUAAAGAUGAUUUCAAAAUUAAUUCAUUUCUCAGUUGCACUAAUAGCAGCUUGAAUAGUAAUGUACUUAGUGCAGCACUGAAACAGAAAAUAGAUUCUCCAAACAGGCUUCUAUCGACUGAUAAUACCUAUGCCAGUAUUGCUGUUGGCUUUCCUGAUUUAGACAGUUAUAAUGAACUUUAUUCUUGGCCAAGACCGAAACGCAAUAGAAGUUCUAUACCUCCCAUUUGUAUGGAGAAUGGACAAAUCAUUAGGACAGUCAUGCCUGAUGAAGUACCUGAUGAUGUCUUUCCAAAUACUGAAAGCAAAUUGGGAGUUGUUGGUUAUUUAGAAGUAGUUGAUGUUGUAAAUCAUAAGUUACGUUAUAUAUCUGUACCAGAACCAGUCAAUGUAUCGCAUAUAUCAAAAUUGUUCCUUCCAAACGAGUAUCCAUUAUACAUUUCACUUAAAUCAAAUCAAGAUCUUGUAACAGUAGAUCCAAGUGGUUGCGUUCGCCUCUGGACAACAUCACUAGCGGAUAUUGAAAAAUCGCUUGCAGAUUGGCAAAGAAUGGUUGAAAGUGACAAUGAAAAUUUGCAAAUUACAAAAGAAAGAUAUUCCGGAUUGGACGUUAGUGGUCCAAAACAUGGUAAAGUUGACCAGAAGAAUGAACCACAUGUUGGCGGUAAUACAUGGGCAGGAGGAACCGGAGGGAGAGACACAGCUGGUCUUGGUGGGAAAGGUGGACCUUAUCGUUUAGAUGCUGGUCAUACGGUACACCAACUUAGUGACGAAGAAAAAAACGCAGUACCAGAACAUGUAAAAAAGGCAGCGAGGGAAAUGGGUCUUAAGGCGUUUCAGCAGCGUUUAAAAGACAUUGAUAUGAGUGAAUAUGAUCAUCAAUUUUACUCUAAGUUCAGCAGUCCUGUUCAGAACCAAGUUGCAGCCUUAAGAACUAUAAUAGAAAGUCUGCAGGCUAAAAGUAAAGAACGUCAAUGGUGUAGGCACCAAACUUCCGGUGAAUUGGACGAUACUAAAUUAAUCGAAGGAUUAACAGGGGAAAGAACAAUCUAUCGUAGAAGAGCGGAGAAAGAACCUGAGCUUGGUACUCCACUAACAAAACCGAAGCGUUUAAAACUAGUGGUAGAUGUUUCUGGUAGUAUGUAUAGACUCAACGGGUACGAUGGACGCCUUAUACGAGAAAUGGAAGCUUGUGUCAUGGUAAUGGAGGCGUACAGUGGAUAUGAAGGAAAAGUUCAAUACGAUAUCGUUGGUCACUCUGGCGAAAGCUAUGAUAUUGUUUACGUAAAUCACACUCAGCCACCGACAGAUAAUAAGCAAAGAGUGAAAGUAAUAAAGAGGAUGCUUGCACAUUCACAAUUUUGCAUGUCUGGCGACAAUACCUUGGAAGCGACUGAAUUUGCGAUCAGGACUCUAGCAAAAGAAGAUGCCGAUGAACGUAUCGUUGUUAUACUUUCCGACGCUAAUUUUAGACGUUAUAAUAUUCAUCCAGAGUUAUUUGCAAAAAUUCUUAUGUCAAAUCCGGAUGUUAAUGCGUACGCUAUAUUUAUUGGAUCCCUUGAAAAUGAAGCUUUUCAAAUAAGAGAGAAGAUAACUGCAGGACGAGCGUUCGUUUGUAUGGACCUCAAGGAAAUACCUCGAAUUUUGCAACAAAUAUUUACUGCUUCUUUAUUAAAUACUGCACAAUGA